GGAGCCGGAGAUGGAGGCGGUGAAAGCAAAGUUUGCUGACUAAAAUGGCGACAGAGGCGCAGAGUGAAGGGGAGGUGCCAGCCAGAGAUUCCCGCCCGAGUGAUGCCAUCUGUAAUUUUGUAAUCUGCAAUGACUCUUCCCUUCGUGGGCAGCCCAUUAUCUUUAAUCCGGAUUUUUUUGUGGAGAAACUCCGACAUGAGAAGCCUGAGGUGUUCACUGAGUUGGUGGUCAGCAAUAUCACGAGGCUCAUCGACUUACCUGGAACUGAGUUGGCUCAGCUGAUGGGGGAAGUGGACCUUAAGUUGCCUGGUGGGGCCAGCCCGGCGCCGGGAUUCUUCCGGUCUCUGAUGUCUCUCAAGCGAAAGGAAAAAGGAGUGGUCUUUGGAUCUCCAUUGACAGAAGAAGGCAUUGCCCAGAUCUACCAGCUGAUUGAGUAUCUACACAAAAACUUGAGAGUCGAGGGUCUGUUUAGAGUACCAGGGAAUAGUGUCCGACAGCAGAUUUUAAGAGAUGCUCUCAAUAAUGGAACUGAUAUUGACUUGGAAUCGGGGGAGUUUCAUUCAAAUGAUGUUGCUACCUUGCUGAAGAUGUUUCUAGGCGAGUUACCUGAGCCACUGCUGACUCAUAAACAUUUCCAUGCACACCUCAAAAUUGCUGAUUUGAUGCAGUUUGAUGAUAAAGGAAACAAGACCAGUGUACCAGAUAAGGAGCGGCAAAUUGAGGCUCUCCAGUUGCUUUUCCUCAUUCUCCCUCCACCUAAUCGUAACUUGCUGAAGUUAUUGCUUGAUCUCCUGUACCAGACAGCAAAGAAACAAGACAAGAAUAAGAUGUCUGCCUAUAACCUUGCCCUUAUGUUUGCACCCCAUGUCCUGUGGCCGAAAAAUGCCACUGCAAAUGACCUUCAAGAGAAUAUCACCAAGUUAAACAAUGGGAUGGCUUUUAUGAUUAAACACUCCCAGAAACUUUUUAAGGCUCCUGUUUAUAUUCGGGAAUGUGCCAGAUUGCACUAUUUGGGCUCCAGAACUCAAGCAUCAAAGGAUGAUCUUGAUCUGGUAGCUUCAUGUCAUACUAAGUCCUUCCAACUGGCAAAGUCUCAGAAACGGAACUGGGUUGACUCCUGCUCCCAUCAGGAGGAGACCCAGCAGCGCACGGAUGAGGCGCUGAGAGAGCUGUUCCGACAUGUUCACAAUAUGCCUGAGUCUGCGAAGAAGAAGCAGCUUAUUCGACAGUUUAACAAGCAAUCGGCGACCCAGACACCCGGGCGAGAAUCUUCUACUCCUCAGGUACAGAGGAGAGCCCGUUCACGUUCCUUCAGUGGCCUUAUUAAGCGGAAGGUCCUGGGAAAUCAGAUGAUGUCAGAAAAGAAAAACACGUAUGCUACUCCAGAAUCUGUAGCCAUUGGUGAAUUGAAGAGAGCCAGCAAAGAAAAUAUGAACUUAUUAUUUCCUGGCUCUCCGGCUGUCACAAUGGUGCCAACAAGAUUGAAAUGGUCUGAGGGGAAGAAAGAGGGGAAAAAAGGAUUCCUCUGAAGGAUCCAGAGUUCUGUUGCCCACCCAGAAUUUUCUCUGAGUGGGCCAGGCAUCAUUACUGCUCGCAGAGAAGCUUGGACUUGCAGCCUGCUUGCUGCAUUUUUAAUUGUGAAAGUUAACUAAUCCUGUGACCUGACUGAUACCUCUAACCCCACUCACUGGAGAGUGUCUGCAGAUUCUGCCUCCUGAAUGAGUGCUGGCAUCUCUCUCUUUCUCUCUCUUUGAAAAUAUCACGGGGAAACCACUAGCCAGCCAGCCAGCCAGCUCACCCAGCCCCAUAAACGGACGGGACCAGGUGGGCUUCAGUGCUCAGUUUGCGUAUUUGUUUAGGCAGAUACUAUUUUCACAAAUAUGAAAGUUGUGCUCAACUGUCUGUUUUUUUUAAAGUACUGUCAAUCCUAGUGGGUUGAUAUUAUUUUAGGGCUUUUCUCUGUUUUGAUAGUGUUGUGGGUAUUUUGGUUGUUUGUUGUUUGUCUUUUUUAGAGCCAUUUUUCGGAUAGGUACCUAAAUUGCCUCUCAGACCGAUGUCUUUCCCUUCUUCUUCGCCGUUAGCUUUGGGAAAGCUCUAUACUCAUGCGGCUGUACUCCUCAAUACCGUGUGUGUCCAGAGAACCUAACAGCUUUCCUGGAAAUUUAAAAAUUAUUUCUUGGGCCUGAGAUUGCAGAUGUUUGGCCUGUGGUACUGAAAAAGGAGAAUUCAGAAUGAUAGACUAUUUUAACAAAUCAGUUAUUAAACUUUGUCCCUUCUUCCCUCCCUGCGUCUCUCCCUCCUUCCCUCUCUCCCCCUUUCUUCAAUGAUGCCAAAGUAAUUGUUGUGUGGUUGCUGAACUCGUCUCCUUCAUUCAGUGUCCUCUUGCCCAAAGCAUCCCUGGUGCCGGUACUUCUGUGCCAAAUCACUGUGCCUCGGGGAAAGUCACUGACGGCUUACUAGAGGUUUGCUGAUAUAUCUGAAUGUAGUGGGAGCUAGGGAGUGUGACUAGGAUGGGGCAGGCUGGCUUUAUGUCCACGCUGACUCCUUGUGGGUGGAAUUAUAUAGCAUCCUUCUAAGGGAUCGGGUGUGCGGGCUAGACUGUCUCCUGAGAGCAAGCUGGCGCCACAGGGAGGCAGCGAGCAUCACCCUGCAGGGCUGGGAGGGUUUAAAGGAGCGUGUUCUCCUUUGGAAGCAGUUGAGGCUUAUCACCGGUGCUUGAGGAGGGUUGCUUGCCACCCCCUCCUCGGCAGGAUGGGCACAGGCCGGGCUGGGGCUUUGACCGGGCUGGGGAUGUUCACGGGUGCUGGGGGUGAGUGGUGGCUUGAUCCGGUGUGCGGACUCACUGCCUAGAGAGCAGCGUGUGGCUGGCGGGCAUGGUCACGGCGGGCCUGCUCUGCUAAGCUGCGCAGCCGCUCUCGCCCUGUGCUGGAGUGAGUCAGGCUCUGUGGGGAAGCAGUUGCCCAGCAAAGUAUGAUUUGCCGACUCUCUUUAAACUAUUGAAAAAGCUGCGCUUCUCCUGUCACGGAAGAGGACUCUAGGGAGAGCAUGCAUUGGCCUUGUGUUCAGGUGUUGGUCCUCUCUUCAUGCUUGUGUUUCAUUUGCUGCUGCAGCAGCAGUAGUUAAGGGAAAUGUAACAUAUGGCUUUCCAAUUGGAUGGAUUGUGAGCAGGAGAUGUUGAGGAGUCGAACCUGCAUAGAAUCCCUUUUCUCUAAAACGGUUUUAUGUCAUUCUUAAAAAUAUUUUUAGCAAAUUCGUUUAUGUAGAUUUCUAUUUGGCUUUUUCUUAUGGAGAAAAUAAGCACCAGCUACCAGUCAGUGAACUGCUUUUGGUGUGACCAGACUGCAGUCAUGCUCUCCCUUAACUCUGUAGUUCUUUUCUUUACUCGUCUAAAUGUUUCAUCCCUGAGUGGAAUGGUCUGUUAAACAUCAGGCUGGCAUCAGGUGGAGAGAGCAGAGCAGUGACCUCAGGUUGGUCCUGGCGUCCUAUUUGAGGAGCGUGGCUGAGAUUUAGGAGACUUUCUCUGGUUGGACAGGGCUGAUAACCAGGGUAGUGCUCUGGCGCUAGGGUGGAGAGAGAGGUUCUUGCCACACGCACAUGCUUUCCUAUAGCCUGCCCCUGUGGGCAAUUUAUGUGUGUAUGCGGGUAUGUGUGUUUCCUUUACGUUAUUUAUUAAAUAUACUUUCCCUUGCUUAAAGGGUGUGUUAGGUCAUUUUUUAAUAGAAGCUGUGAUCCGGUUGGAAUCCAAAUUUGAGAAAUAAACAGCCUAACCUUCUGCCUUAUAAUAUGUAAGUGUUCUAAUCCUGUGGAAUCUUCCAGACAACUCAAAGGCAAAAGCCCUUUAUCAUUUGCCACAGAGAGGUACUGUCUCCCUUCUGACUUGGUGGGCGGGUUUUCUUGAGCCUGUGUUUAACAGUUUCUUAAUCUAUGUUUUUUUAGUCUGUUAUGUUUAUUUUUCACGUUGGAACAGUCUCUUUGGAAAUGCCUCUUCUUAUGGCUUUUAAGAUUUCAUUUCUUUCUGGGGUCAAUUGCGAUGGAUUCUGAUGUGUCAAUGCAGGGGAGGGUAUGUGUGCCAGUGGGCGUGAACGUGGAAACGCAGAGCACCGCCUUGAUUCAGAUCACUGCGUGAAUUGGUGAAAGCCAUAGGCACUGGGGUGUCUAACCUUUUAUAAUGAUAGACUUUUGCACUGAGACCGGAGAGGCUGCAGCGGAAGAAGCUCCGAAGACACUGACCGUACCUGAGUGCCAAAACACGUUAGAGGGGAAGGUACUCAGCGGGUCGUAACUGAAACCGCGCAUGGUCCUCCACACACUCUUCACCCCGAAUAUCCUUCUAGGGUCUGUCAGGAAUGACAAGGGAGCACCCUUGUGAAAUGGAGCAGUGCAGGGCUGUUGACGGCGGUGACCACUGCAGGGGCAGCCGCGUGUUGGCCUAUGAGGAAACCAGCAGAUCCCAGCGAGUCGGAGCUGAGCCUUCCCUCCUGUGUAGCGGUGUUGUGCAGCUUCCCUCACGGGAGCCUCUGUUAGGAUAUGGUUUAAAAUACUGCCCCCCUAGGAGGACCUGUGGUCAUUGCAGCCUCGUAGUGACCCGCGGUGUGGCCCAUGCGUACCUGGGGCAGCCAUCUUCGGGAACGGACUUCUCUAGACUCUCGCUGCUUCCUUACUUCAUACAGGGCCUCACGCAAAUGCUGGAAGGUCUGUUCUAAGUAGAACUUCUUUUCCCAGGGAAAGCCUCAUCCCUGUCCCCUCCACCCUGAAGCUUUUGUACUGAAGACAGGACCUUGAUCUAAACCUAGACACCAGCAUUUGGCAAGAUUGCUCUAGAAUCUGGGGAAGAUUUGGGUUCCUCAGAGGCACAGGCUUUUCAAACCAGUGGUGAUUAACCCAGUCUAAAACUCCCUGCAGGAAAGCUAGCUUUCCCAGCAGCCACUGCUGACGUCUUUCCACUAGCGGAGAGUCAGUGCCGGGGCUGGUAAGGAGGUGCGGUAGUAACAGCCGGGUGCUUGGGUUGCCGGGGAAGCCGAGUGUGCGAGGCCACAGCCAGGGGGCUGAGGAGCCGUUGAGCAGAGCACUGACCUCCACUUGCUGGCGCUGCUGCCCCGGGCCCUUCGUAGCAGGGGUUGCCCUUGCAUUCUCCCUGAGCUCGCUCAACACGAGAAACGGGGUUUCUUAACUCUUUCACCCCUUUUUGUAUAUCUUUCUUAUUUGACUAUAUAUCAGAUAUAUCUAUGUAACUGUAAAGAAACAAUCAUAUGCAUUGUCUUUUUUUAUUCAUGUAAUAUUCUGAAAUUAAAUCUUUUGUUUCAUAUCCA
Molecule: messenger RNA, 5309 nt
Organism: Suricata suricatta (meerkat)
Lineage: Eukaryota; Metazoa; Chordata; Mammalia; Carnivora; Herpestidae
Gene: ARHGAP19
Product: Rho GTPase activating protein 19
Exons: 12
Coding region: 45-1529 (494 amino acids)
Biological process (GO): signal transduction; regulation of small GTPase mediated signal transduction
Cellular component (GO): cytoplasm
Molecular function (GO): GTPase activator activity
Source: RefSeq, a predicted model, not a curated record